Molecule: messenger RNA, 774 nt
Organism: Eublepharis macularius
Lineage: Eukaryota; Metazoa; Chordata; Lepidosauria; Squamata; Eublepharidae
Gene: ARL14EPL
Product: ADP ribosylation factor like GTPase 14 effector protein like
Exons: 5
Coding region: 181-690 (169 amino acids)
Cellular component (GO): intracellular membrane-bounded organelle
Source: RefSeq, a predicted model, not a curated record
ACCUGUUGUGGUUUUUGGCCUUUUUGGAAUACUUUUUGAUUACUAUAGAUAGGAAGAACAAAUAGUAAUGCCACAUGGAGAAAGUGCGUAUAGCAGUGCAGCUUUUUGUCAUCUUUGCCGUGCAGAAAAGUGUACUAUGUAUACAGUCUUGAACAGGAGUUGGUUGGCAGGUUUUGGAAAAUGGGUGAUACUCUGGAAGAAAUGAAUGUUGAAGAAGGCCAGUCUGCACCAGGGGAAAUGGCAGAAGCAAGUAGCACAUACAUUAAGGAAAGUAUUCUGGAGCAGAAACAACAGAUUCUUCAGUUGACAAGCCACGAAGAACAUUGGAAAAAGAAGAUGCAACAAAUAGAACGGCAGCUGAAAUGCCUGGCAUUUCAGAAUCCAGGACCACUUCUAGCAGAUUUCAACCCUGAAACUCGGGAGCAGCAGAAGAAAGCUUGCAUGUCAAUGAUAACCCAGGAUUGCUUUAAUAAUACAAAGAAACCUGCAAAGAAAUAUGACAAACAUGGCCGGCUGCUUUCCAACAAAGCAGAUUUGUGUGACUGCCUGGAGAAGAACUGCUUGGGCUGUUUCUACCCCUGCCCUAAAUGCAAUUCCACCAAGUGCGGGGCAGAGUGUCGCUGUAACAGAAAAUGGGUUUAUGAUCACAUUCAAAUAGAGGGUGGGCAAAUGAUCAGAUUUCCAUUUUGAGCCAUCUAGCAAUAGUUCCUUGUUUUUCCCCUUUGUGAUAAAAAAUACUUCCCAAAAAUUUUCAGGUAGUCAUAAAUAAAUAUA